AAAGAAGGCAAACAUUUGGUUGUGUUUUGUCAGCUGAAGUCAGAUAGAGGCUUUUCACUUUGAAUUUGAUCGUAUCUCUGGCUGAAGCCAUGGGACUUGUUCUACGUGUGGUGCUGCUAUGUCUGCUGCUUAUUGGAGAGCUUCAGGCAAGCUUUGAAUCUUCGUAUACGGGCUCUGCACCUAAAAUUUGGGACAUGGGCUACCCGUCCGGGCCUCAGCCCCAGGUCCCUGAUUACCUGUCCAAGCCCCAGGUCCCUGGCUACCUGCCUCAGGUCCAGGUCCCUGGAUACCCGUCCAAGCCUCAGCCCCAGGUCCCUGGCUACCCAUCCAAGCCUCAGCCCCAGGUCCCUGAUUACCUGUCCAAGCCCCAGGUCCCUGGCUACCUGCCUCAGGUCCAGGUCCCUGGCUACCCAUCCAAGCCUCAGCCCCAGGUCCCUGGAUACCCGUCCAAGCCUCAGCCCCAGGUCCAGGUCCCUGGCUACCCAUCCAAGCCUCAGCCCCAGGUCCCUGAUUACCUGUCCAAGCCCCAGGUCCCUGGCUACCUGCCUCAGGUCCAGGUCCCUGGCUACCCAUCCAAACCUCAGCCCCAGGUCCCUGGAUACCCGUCCAAGCCUCAGCCCCAGGUCCCUGGAUACCCGUCCAAGCCUCAGCCCCAGGUCCCUGGAUACCCGUCCAAGCCUCAGGUCCAGGUCCCUGGAUACCCGUCCAAGCCUCAGGUCCAGGUCCCUGGAUACCCGUCCAAGCCUCAGCCCCAGGUCCCUGGAUACCCAUCCAAGCCUCAGCCCCAGGUCCCUGGAUACCCGUCCAAGCCUCAGCCCCAGGUCCCUGGAUACCCGUCCAAGCCUCAGCCCCAGGUCCCUGGAUACCCGUCCAAGCCUCAGCCCCAGGUCCCUGGAUACCCGUCCAAGCCUCAGCCCCAGGUCCCUGGAUACCCGUCCAAGCCUCAGCCCCAGGUCCCUGGAUACCCGUCUAAGCCUCAGCCCCAGGUCCAGGUCCCUGGAUACCCAUCCAAGCCUCAGCCCCAGGUCCCUGGAUACCCAUCCAAGCCUCAGCCCCAGGUCCCUGGAUACCCGUCCAGGCCUCAGCCCCAGGUCCCUGUCUUCCAGUCCAAGCCCCAGGUCCCUGUCUUCCAGUCCCAGCAGCCUCUCUUCCAGUCCCAGCAGCCUCAGCCCAUGCCCCAGCAGCCUCGCUACCAGCCCAAGCCCCAGCCCAUGCCCCAGCAGGCACGCUUCCAGCCCCAGCAGCCUCGCUACCAGCCUCAGCCCAUGCCCCAGCAGGUGCGCUUCCAGCAGCCUCAGCCCAUGCCCCAGCAGCCUCGCUCCCAGCACCAGCCUCAGCCCAUGCCCCAGCCUAGCUACCAGUCCAAGCAGCCUCGCUACCAGCCCAAGCCCCAGCCUCAGCCCAUGCCCCAGGAGCCUAGCUACCAGUCCAAGCAGCCUCGCUACCAGCCCAAGCCCCAGCCUCAGCCCAUGCCCCAGGAGCCUAGCUACCAGUCCAAGCCCAAGCCUCAGCCUAUGCCCCAGCAGCCUUGCUACCAGCCUCAGCCCAUGCCCAUGUCCCAGGAGCCUCGCUACCAGCCUCAGCCCAAGCCCCAGCCUCAGCCCAUGCCCCAGCAGCCUCGCUACCAGCCCAAGCCCCAGCCUCAGCCCAUGCCCCAGCAGCCUCGCUACCAGCCCCAGGCCCAGCAGCCUCGCUACCAGCAUCAGCCCCAACCCCAGCAGCCUCGCUACCAGCCUCGUGGCAAUUUUUUCUCUCGUCUUCCUGCCCAGACUGAAGCCACACGCAGUAAGGGAGUUCAACAGGAAGAGGAACAACCUAGACGAUGGCAUUAAAGGAAGAUUUGGCUACAACCUGAGGGGCAACAUCUCGGGUGUUUCAACUGAUGGGAAUUGUUGACCUGAAGCUUGUACCAUGAUAGUCUUUUAAGAGAAAUAAAAAUUUAUUUUGCAAAAUUGUGAGGC
This is a messenger RNA of Anoplopoma fimbria (sablefish), 1961 nucleotides long. RefSeq lists its product as uncharacterized. Lineage: Eukaryota; Metazoa; Chordata; Actinopteri; Perciformes; Anoplopomatidae. The record is from RefSeq and is a predicted model, not a curated record. The transcript is spliced from 7 exons. The coding region runs from base 90 to 1832 and encodes 580 amino acids.